GAGGCUCAGAGUUGCGUGCGAAGAGACCGGCUUGUCAUUCAGAGGAAUCCGCCACCUGAAACGCGAGGAAACGAAGGCGACGCAAUUGGGUAUAAAACAUGAACCACAUCUGCCUCGAGCUUUGCACACUGAUGAAAGCCUCAGUUUAGGACAGCUCAGAUCGGCACUGCUCAACCCGGCAGAAUGAUAAAACGUUAAUUCAGCUCCGAGUAAUAAUAAUUCUUCAGUUGCUUUGAAUGACACGUCUUAUAUACUGGAACUAAGAAAUACUGGUGGAGUGUCCUGCGCACCUGUUACCUACAAAGAGCGCAAGAUGAUCCCACCGGGGGACUGCAUGUACGCCGGUCGGAAAAGGAGGAAGCCCAUUCAGAAGCACAGAAAACCAGCCCCUGUGACAGAGAAAUCCAACCCGUCCAAACGCCACAGAGAUCGUUUGAAUGCGGAACUGGACAGACUGGCUAGCCUACUGCCUUUCUCUCCUGAAAUUAUCACCAAACUGGACAAGCUGUCUGUGCUCCGUCUCAGCGUUAGUUACCUUCGCGUCAAAAGCUUCUUCCAUGCCAAUCAGGAGAAGCCAUCUCGGAGGCACAUCAGCCCUUCAUCCGCUCAGGAAGUCAGGAAGGAGAGUGUGUCACCCGCACCCAGCAUCUCUGAGAGUGAGCUCCUACUGGAGUCCCUGACUGGCUUUGCUCUGGUUGUGAGCAGUGAUGGAAUGGUCUUCUAUGCUUCCUCCACAAUUGUGGACUACCUGGGCUUCCAUCAGACUGAUGUGAUGCACCAGAAUGUCUUUGAAUACAUCCAUGUAGACGACAGGCAGGAGUUUAGGCGACAGCUCCACUGGGCCAUGAACCCUUCACAGCAGAUGGCCUCUAAUCAGCACCUGGCCUCAGGAACUGGUGAGGAUUUUGUGGUCAGCAGCUUAUUCCACUCUCAAGAGACAGGUGGCGUUCCUCCAGAAUUUUCCUCCUUCCUUAAUCGUUGCUUCAUCUCGAGAGUACGUUGCCUCCUGGACAGCACCUCAGGAUUCCUGACAAUGCAGUUCCAGGGGCGUCUGAAGUUCUUGCACGGCCAAAAAAAGAAGACGGCAUCAGGCACCCCUCUGCCACCACAGCUGGCUCUGUUCUGUGUGGCCGUGCCUCUGCUUUUGCCCUCCAUCACAGAGAUGAAGAUGAAGAGUAUGAUGAUGAGGAGCAAGCACAAAAACACAGACAUGAACAUGAUCACAGCAUUAGAUCAUAGAGAAGAGCACUUAAGACGACAGUCAGCAAUGAAUGAAGGUGGAGACACGCUUUUGAUUAAUUGCCCCACUCCUACCACACGCCACCAUACCCCCUGGGCACCUCUUUCUAAAGACAACUUCAAGUACAAGAUGGAGGACUACUACAGCCAAGAGGAGCCUCUCAACUAUUGCAAGUCCACUGUUGGUGGCCAGAAAGUCCGUCACAUGGACACCAUGUGGCCCCUGAGAGCCUCUUGUGGGUCUGUUCGCACGAAUCAUGGAGUAAACUUGUUGCCGAGCGGCAAACUAGGCAAGUACAGUCACUACGGGAAGCCCUACAGAAUGUCCCCAGGUUAUCACAACAACAGGGCAGAACAUUAUGUUCCAAAGCUCUAUGGAAGUCUUCUACAACCAGGAGAAGUGGAUGGUUGUUAUGUGGAGAGCAUCAAGAGCGAAAAUGGCUGUUAUGAAGGCCAAGGUCAAGGCUAUGAUGAACGUGUAAUUGGUGAGUUUCCAGUUAAGGUUGAGCAGGACUCUGACUCUGAAAAUGGAUGUGAUGUUUAUGGCAGGCCAUGGACAAUCAGAGAGGGUUAUCCAAACUCUUACGAUAGCCUACAAAUGAAAGCAGAAGAUAGCUACUAUGAACAGUACUCACCCUGCCAGAGGGGCAAAGGGAGUAAUGGCCAGGUAUACAGCGGCCACUAUCAAAAUGUCUGCGGUAUAAAUGCACGGCUGCCAAAAUGUGGGUUCAAUAAAGAUCUAGAACCUCUCAGCCCCCAGAAGCUGGGACACCCAGACCCACUCUGCAGCAGCCAAAGCACUAACUGCAUGGACAGCUAUGGCGGUGGGCCUGUAGAACACAAAGGCUACAUGCAGCAGGAUUACAAACUUGGAUAUGAGUUCAAAGGGCAGGGUCUGCUUCACUCCAUUAAGCGUGAGCCCAUGGAUUCUCCACCCUGGCAUGACGGCGAACAUGACCAGAUGGGCGUACAGAGGAAUAUUAUGCCAAAUUGCAUAAUGAAUGGUGGGCAGCCCAAAACUAAUCCAUAUAUCUAUAUGCAAUAGUGCAUAACUAUUCAGAUCACAUCCCUCAAGGUCUGGGUAAUACAGAUUUACCACCUGCCCUUUACCUAGGAACCAGGUGUGUUAAAGUGGACAACUAGGUUAACUGACUUUCCAUACUCUGCCAACAAAUGUUCAUACAUUCUAAUUUCAAAUCAUGUUUAUUUUGUAUUCAUGUGAAAGUGGACACGGUUUGGAUAGAUUGGAUGUAAUAAAAAAAAAAAGUGUAAUCAAGCUAAUGAGACAAUGGUGGCAACAUUGUCAUCAUCGUUUCCUAGUUGCCUAGAUUUGAUUAGCUAAGUGAUUAGCUUUUUUUUACCUUGAAAACUCAACAUUAUGUAGUGACUUUAACAAUGAGUGCCACAAUUUCUCAUCAGAUUGAAGGGACCCAGCUAAGCAUCUGUGGGCAGAGCAUGCAUAGGUCAGUUAACUACUAGAAAUGACUUAAUUAAGGAAUUGAGGUCUAGAUCCGAAUACCUCAGCAAUAGUGGAACACAUACUGGAUGCUUGUCUGUUGAAGUGAAAGCUACCUCUUUUAUCAUCAACUAACAAGAUGCUUAAACCAAAGGUUUACCACGACAGCAUUUUUAAUUAUGACUUGUUAGCAAACACUUGUAAUGAAGAACCCAUUUUUUAUUGACCCAUACAUACUAUAUUCGCAUGAAAAGCAAUAUUUUCAGUAGCCCGGCUAAUACAGACAAGCAUACAGAACUAAGCCAUUUAUACGCACACAUUCUUUACAUUUCAGAACAUGGCUCAGGGGCAGGGAUAUUUUGUGAUAUUGUAGUAAAAGAGUGAGCAUCAAGCUUUCUUUUAAUAAAAAAAAUUUUCCCCCACAUAUUUUUAUUGUAUGCACUUUUGAUAGAAUGAUAUCCUACUAUUUUUCUGGCUCUCACAUUAUGUCUGUGUUAGUAUUUGUACUAGUUUUAUACACUGUGAUGUGGAAAAAUGUCUUGCAAAUAUCAAGUUUUACACUAAUGUUACCUGGUAAGGUGAGUAAUACGUUUGUGUGUUGCAUGCUCGCUUUUAAAUAGUAUUUCAGGCAAAAAAAGUUCUGAUAAGUUUUAAAGGUACUAAAAAACGUAAAUUGCUAUUUAAUUUCCAGAUGGAAACUUUGGAGACCAGUGCCCUUAGCCCAAUGUAUAUAAGCUGCCCAAAGGCUAAAACGAGAGUAAGGGUCAUUGCUAAUGCUAUUCCCUGCCAUUAAUGUUAUUUUUAUAUAUAAUACUGUAUAUCAGCACAUUAAUAGUCCCAACUAACCCUACACGAUUAUCAUAGUGAUUAGACACGCCCUCCC
Colossoma macropomum (tambaqui) is the source of this 3578-nucleotide messenger RNA. RefSeq lists its product as uncharacterized. Gene Ontology annotation, biological process: regulation of transcription by RNA polymerase II. The coding region runs from base 314 to 2284 and encodes 656 amino acids. Gene Ontology annotation, cellular component: nucleus; aryl hydrocarbon receptor complex. The record is from RefSeq and is a predicted model, not a curated record. The transcript has 9 exons. Gene Ontology annotation, molecular function: nuclear receptor activity; transcription cis-regulatory region binding; protein dimerization activity. Lineage: Eukaryota; Metazoa; Chordata; Actinopteri; Characiformes; Serrasalmidae.